ACGCUAUCUGUCUUAUUUAACGCUAUCUGUCUUCUGCUGUAGACGACAGCCCAUAUUGGAAUAGCCGGUGGCACUAGAACCAGCUUUGCACGCAAUCUGCCCACUGAGUUAAAAAAACAUUCUUCAUACAUCGGCAGUUAAAUUGACCUGUUCUUGGGAUUUAGAUUGAUUUGUUUUGUUUAAUAUUUUGUAUUAGCCUAUCUGCAAGGAAUAAUACCCCAGGACCAGGUUUAGUUCAUUUUUUAUAGCUGAAGGAAGAAGUGAUGGAUAAAAUAAUGUCCAGACAUCUCCCGGUGAAUCCAAGUUUUCUACCUGCGUCGAAUCACUGCGUACUGAAGUCUCUAUUGGAGAACCCCAUGAAACUACCCUUCCUCAAACAUGAACAACAACAUGCAGGUUUUGAGAAGGAGCGAGAGAAGGAGAAGAAUUUGGAUGAGGAGAGGAGUGCCCCACAGUCAGCCUUCCUGGGCCCCACGCUGUGGAACAAGACUCUAACCUACGAUGAGGACAACUUCCAGCUGGAGUACAUGGAUCUGGACGAGUUCCUGUCUGAAAAUGGCAUUCCGUCUGAGCUCGCCACCGCCAUCCACUGCGACCAGCACCAAUCACAACAAUCACAGUCCCAGCACCAGACGUCAAGUAGGUCACAAGCCCCGCCCACACCGUCUCCCUCGGUGAUCGACCUUAGCAACCACGCCAGCGCAUCCACAUUGGUACACACAAGCAUGGGUGCACAGAACUGUCUCCCUAGCCUCACCAGAACAGCCCUGCCAUCCAGAAACACUCCCAGCCCCAUCGACCCAGAGUCCAUCCAGGUGCCGAUGAGUUAUGAGCCCGACCCUGCUGACCUAGCCCUGUCCAGCGUACCGGGACAGGAGAUGUUCGACCCCCGCAAACGCAAGUUCGCCCCCGAGGAACUCAAACCACAGCCCAUGUUCAAGAAGGCCCGCAAGGUGUUAUUCCCCGAUGACAUGAAGGAUGACAGGUAUUGGGUGAGGCGUAAGAAGAACAACGUGGCUGCCAAGAGGUCACGGGAUGCCCGUCGGCUCAAAGAGAACCAGAUCGCUAUACGAGCGGGUUUCCUGGAGAAAGAAAAUUCAGCCCUGAGGAUGGAGUUGGGCGACCUGAGGAGAGAGCUGGGACGCACCAAGAACAUAGUGGCCAAGUACCAGGCCACACACGGACCUCUGUAAUGGGACUGAGACAGAAUACACUCACACACAGAUGGAGACUACACACACACACACACAAAGACACACACAAAUAUGAGGCUGAGAGGCUGAGCUUACACCUGUCUGAGACAACCACCCAAUCAAUUUUCUAUGGUUUCCAUACUGUAAAUGUAGGUUAUGUCAGUUGAGAUGUCUCCACUGACGUUACCUGUCCCACUUCGUCCACCUUUCUUUUUAAUCCCCCCCCCCCCUUCUCUUAUGCUCCGUCAGAGAUAAGCUGUUUGUAAAGUGUAGAAUCUUGACGUAAAGAAUCACUGCACUGCUCACACUUUGAAACCUUUCUAAUGCCUACAUACCGCUAGCCUGGGUACCCGACUGUUUCUGCAUUAAGUAACACUACCUCGUUGCCUUAGUGAGGCAACAACAUGCUAGCUAACACAGAGACAGACUGGCACACAGGUUAGCAUUCUAUGAUGUCAGCUUUAUCAUUCGUUAAUUUUGUUUUUAUGGCAGUGUUAUGACCAGGCAGGUCACCUGUUAUACAAGUCAGUAUUCAACGUCCAUCCAUGUCUGAGGACGUCGGGAGAUGAUGUGGAAAACAGCCACACGGAGCA
Molecule: messenger RNA, 1786 nt
Organism: Coregonus clupeaformis (lake whitefish)
Lineage: Eukaryota; Metazoa; Chordata; Actinopteri; Salmoniformes; Salmonidae
Product: hepatic leukemia factor
Exons: 4
Coding region: 264-1193 (309 amino acids)
Biological process (GO): regulation of transcription by RNA polymerase II
Cellular component (GO): nucleus
Molecular function (GO): RNA polymerase II cis-regulatory region sequence-specific DNA binding; DNA-binding transcription factor activity, RNA polymerase II-specific
Source: RefSeq, a predicted model, not a curated record